CCUUCUUGUCAAAACUGUUGUACGUGUAUCAAUAGCUACUACAAGUUAUUCUGAAAAAACAACUGAAAUUACUGAAGAACCCACUUCAAGAGAUAAUAUUUCACAACAAGGCGAUGGUAUUCGAAAUUAUUUAAUAAUAUCAGCUAUUAUAAUAAUUUUAAUUAUAUUUAAAUAA
Messenger RNA from Racocetra persica, 175 nucleotides. The record is from the annotation of a GenBank genome assembly. Lineage: Eukaryota; Fungi; Glomeromycota; Glomeromycetes; Diversisporales; Gigasporaceae.